Molecule: messenger RNA, 660 nt
Organism: Ylistrum balloti
Lineage: Eukaryota; Metazoa; Mollusca; Bivalvia; Pectinida; Pectinidae
Exons: 4
Coding region: 1-660 (219 amino acids)
Source: RefSeq, a predicted model, not a curated record
AUGAUAAGCACACAGCUUAUGCAUCCAACCCCGUGGCACCCAGCCUAUAACAUCGGAGAACCUUCCUGGUUCAAGUCCGGGGUUGAAAUCCGCUUCGGUAUGAUGCCGCGUCAAACAUAUGUGUCUUGCAGUCAUAUUCAUGCCUAUGAUAAACAACAAGUGGUACUUCAGAACACUCGGUGCUACCAUCUAGCACAAGAAAGCUUGUCAUGGAAUGAUGCCGCCGUCAGGUGUCGGACCAAUAACGGCGCUCUUGCCAGCAUUCCUGAUACGGAAGUUAAUAGUGUCCUCCUGGAACUCUCUACUAAUUUGGACUACAAUAACCUGGCAAAUGUAUCGUUCUAUUGGAUCGGUGGAAGAGUGCUUUCCAGGGGAAAAGGCGUUACAUGGUUACAGGAUCCAGGUACUAAAUUCGUGGCAUUUAAUGACGGCGAACCUCAGGGAUUCAAUGAAUUUGGCUGUUUCUUGUUGGACCCAGGGACAGGAGGAUGGGCCACAGACAUUUGUCAGGCAGAACUGGAACUUGUCGGUUACAUAUGUGAAUACCCUAGUAAGGAGAAAGGAGACAAAAUUUGCUGUAAAACGUUUAAAGAGAGUUUAACUGUGAUAAGUUACUGCGCGACUGAAAAUAUGGCAGAUGCAUAUGAUUGUCGUUGUUGA